Messenger RNA from Rhipicephalus sanguineus (brown dog tick), 2065 nucleotides. Its product is annotated as organic cation transporter protein. NCBI's taxonomy places the organism in Eukaryota, Metazoa, Arthropoda, Arachnida, Ixodida, Ixodidae. Gene Ontology annotation, molecular function: transmembrane transporter activity. The coding region runs from base 378 to 2033 and encodes 551 amino acids. Gene Ontology annotation, cellular component: membrane. Gene Ontology annotation, biological process: transmembrane transport. The transcript has 11 exons. The record is from RefSeq and is a predicted model, not a curated record.
GCCCCCCAGUGUUGUCAGGCGCGCGACCGGGUGCGGCGCGAGCUCUGUCUCGCGUUCCAGCAUUCGGUUUGCCGCAAGCUGCUGCUGCUAGUGCGUGUAGCCAUGGCGCCGUUGUGACAGUUCCCACAACGGGCGCUCCGCAACAGUCACGGGACACCACCGACGCCGCCUGCACUUUGAAACUAUUGCCGGCGCGCGCCUGUGUGCGCUGCUCUUCGGCGAGCAUCGAACACGACACCGUGAGACGAAGAAACGUUUCCAUCGUUGCUGCUGGCUGUCUGGCAGCGCACGUGCUUGACGCCUCAACAACGACCGCCGUUUUAGUAGUACGGCCCACGGUUGCAUGCUAACGCGCCCUUCCGCCCAACGUCGCCAUCAUGGAUUUGGCCAAGGUUUUGGACCAUAUCGGCGAGUACGGCCGGUUCCAGUUCUGCGUGCAGAUGCUGGCCUGCCUGCCGCCCAUACUGAACGGAGCGCAUCAGCUGGCUCACGUCUUUCUGGCGGCCACACCCGACCACAGAUGUUUCAUCGACGGCUGCGACGGAAACGGCACGGAGUUCCGCGAGCCGUGGUCGACGUACGCCAUCCCCGACGGGAGCUUGGACGAAGCUCAGUGCUACUGCUACGACCGCAACAUCUCGGCAUCGCAGAGCUGCACGCCCGAGGAUUUCCUGAGUACGUCACAGCGGUGCAACCGCUGGGUCUACUCUAAAGCCGAGUUUGACAGCACAAUCGUCACCGAUUUCAACCUGGUCUGCAAAGAUGAUUGGUUAGCUAGCACGUCGCAAUCUCUAUUUAUGGUGGGCGUCAUGGUUGCAUCGGUGCUGUUUGGCCAUAUAUCUGACCGAUAUGGACGCCGGAUCUGCUUCCUGUUCAUUCCGCCUGUGUUCUUGUUAACGUCGUGGGCUACCGUGUUGACCAGCAACUACGCGCAGUUCACGAUGACGCGCAUAAUGACGGCCAUGGGAUCUACCGCCCUCUACCAGGCGUCCUUCGUCCUAGCCGUGGAGUUGGUAGGCCCAUCGCGGCGACUGAUCAGCGUGCUGCUCUUCCAGCUAGCCUUCCCUGUGGGCGAGAUCCUGCUUGCUGCAGCUGCCUACAUGCUACCCAACUGGAGGCAUCUCUCCAUGGCCCUAGCAGCACCCACGAUCCUGCUUUUGCCCUACUACUGGCUUCUGCCCGAGAGCUUGGCAUGGUGCCUGCACAACAAAAAGGAGGCUGAAGCAAUUGCCGUUAUAAAUCGAGCUGCCAGAUGGAACAACAGGGCUCCUAUUGCCAACUUGGGCUCUGGCCAUGCUUGCAAUGGGUCCUGCGCAGAUCCGUGCAGCCACAACACGACACACACAGCCAGAGAUUCAUCGUCCUCGUCACUGGUUGAUCUCUUCAGGACUGCACGGCUUUGUUGCCGAACUCUCAACGUGAGCUUAAACUGGUUAGUAAAUGCCAUGGUCUACUACGGCCUAAGCCUCAGCGCAGAUACACUUGGUGGCUCGACGUUUCACAGCUUCGGGCUCUUGGCACUGAUAGAGAUUCCAGGGGUGUUCCUGGCUGUCAUAUCGCUGCAGUACGGUGGUCGGCGCGUCAUGCUCUCCGCCUUUCUGCUGCUGGCCGGACUCUUCUGCGUCGUUGUGCCUUUUAUUCCAGAAGAUUUACCGUGGCUGUCCACUACACUGGUCACUGUUGGCAAGUGCUUCAUCACGGCGUCCUUCGCCAUCAUCUACCUGUAUUCAGCUGAGGUGUUCCCCACUUCUCAUCGCAAUACAGCCAUCGGAAUCGGGAGUAUGAGUGCUCGUAUAGGCACUAUUGCAUCUCCAUUCAUUGCAUAUGACCUGGGCAAGGUGCACCCAAUUAUGCCCAUGAUAGUUUUCGGAGUGCUGUCUCUCGUGGCGGGCAUCCUUACCUUGGCUCUGCCAGAAACCAAAGGCCUUAGGCUCCCGGAAAACAUGCAGGAUGCGGAGAACCUUGGCACACCUUACUAUCUUAGCACAGAAGAAGAGAGGACAUCUCUCAUCGAACAUUCGUCCUUGAACUGAUCACUCCAUCCUUUUUUCUUUCUGUGCUUUAA